This is a messenger RNA of Lodderomyces beijingensis, 4709 nucleotides long. Lineage: Eukaryota; Fungi; Ascomycota; Pichiomycetes; Serinales; Debaryomycetaceae. The record is from the annotation of a GenBank genome assembly.
AUGAGUGAACAGUUUGCAACUAAAGUUGCAAAAGAAACAGAGGAACAAUAUAAAGUUGAGGUUACUUAGCAAGACAAGAAAAGUUGGUUGCAAUUUAUCCUUUAUUUUUCGCAGCCUCAGGCUUUUUUUUUUUUUUUUAAACAGAACCAACCAUUCCAGUGGGUUUCACCGCCUUGCGCUUAAAAAAAAAAAACCGUACUUGAGUUGAAAUUUUUCUUCAAGUGGCUCUUACUCCCCUUCUUCCCCAGUCCAGUCCAGUGGAAGGACUAAAGAUUGAAUCUGGAGAACUAGUGGGAAUUUUUGGAACAUAUCACACUUUUUUUUUUUUUUUUUUUUUUUUGACAUCCAGUCGAGUCCCGUGAGCAGAGUUUAUGUUCUACUUUGCUUUACCUCGCCAACGGCCGUUCGCUAUUUCCUUUGCUUUUUCCUUUCCCAUUUGCGUCCCCUUCCAAGCAAUAGCUGCCAACGUGCUCGUAAAACCCAAUCGCAGAACACAGAACCCUUUAGAUCGGAAAUUCAUCGAGUCUUGGCCAUCGUGCAAAAACCUUUCUACGGAUCUUAUUUAAAUUCUGCGGUGCUUUGCAUAUACGAAAGAACAAGCUGGAGCGGCUCUAACCCAUCUCCGAUGUUCAUCAACACGUUGGCACCAGUAGCUCCCAAAUUGGAUACAUAGACAGUGGGGGGGGAGAACAAGAAAAAAUAAAGGUUUUGCAAGUCAAAACCUUUCACCCAAAGUGGGCCGAAUUGAAGAAAGAGCCAUGGACUCCUAAAUAACGAGGCUAACCUUAUCAGACGUUCGUUGGUUAAACAUCAAGAAUUUCUUGACCGGUUAAGCAACCCUGGACCCUUAGAUGCCUUUUCAACGCAACUUGUUUCCUUUCUUUUUGUUUUUUCAAUGUGAAAGUCCACUCUUCGUACAGUCCCACCAGCAACCGUAUCUCUUCUCUAACUAGAGGGCGCAGUGUAAUCGCAAUGCAAUUGCUCUCUUGGGUCUUCUGGCAAAAUUGUGAAAAUUUUUGCAUCUCUCAAGAUUGCAAAAAAAAAAAAAAAAAAAAAAAAAAAAGACAAAAUCUAAACCCGUGGUGCUAUUGGUAAUGUGGUGGACUUUUGCUUCAUACUGUACCAUCGUAUCCUUCAUUCCAAACACUGGCACACACACACUCUCAAACAGAGAGACGGCAGUUGGAAGUUGGUCAAGUAUAAAAGGGGACGGCCUUUCCCUUCUGUUCGAGCGGCUUUCUACUGGUAUUCCUCUUCUCUCACCACCAAACUUCACCCUCAUUCGGAAAAUAAUAACCAUUUUUGAUCACCUAGGUAGAUAAACCAAGAUCAUCAAGUGAACUUCAACUUCAAACCUCUUUUUCCCCACGUAAGUUCACAUUUUUAUUCUUUUCAAGAUAUCGUCCUCAUCUGAAUCCGUUAAAAUAAAGUCUUCUUCUGAGUUAACUGAAAAACAAAUCAAAGAUGAACAGAUCCUUAGUCAAGAAGAUGAAAUUCAAGGCGGUCAAAAACAAUCGGAAGGUUUAAAUCUACAGCAAGACCACCACAGCAAUGUGAAUUCGGAAAAUCUGGUUGACGCCUAUCGGUUGUCUGCUGCUGACGUUGCCCAGUUACUUGCUGUCGACAUCAACCAUGGGCUCACUGAUGCUCAAGUCGACGCCAAACUCGACGAGUUUGGCACCAAUACCUUGGGCGAAGCCGACAAGAUCUCGUACACCAAGAUCUUGGCCCACCAGGUCUUUAAUGCCAUGAUCUUGGUCUUGAUCAUCUCGAUGAUCAUCGCUUUGGCGAUUCGAGACUGGAUUUCCGGUGGAGUCAUUGGAUUCGUCAUUGGUAUCAAUGUCGUCGUUGGCUUCAUUCAAGAGUUCAAAGCCGAGAAAACCAUGGACUCGUUGAGAAGCUUGAGCUCGCCCGAGGCUAGAGUCAGGAGAAACGGCGAAGACAUCACGAUCCCCGCGGACCAAGUUGUUCCUGGAGAUUUGGUCCACAUCAAAGUAGGCGACACUGUGCCUGCAGAUUUGAGAUUGAUUGAAGUUAUGAAUUUGGAAACGGAAGAGGCCUUGCUUACUGGUGAGUCCUUGCCCGUGCAAAAGAUCCCCGAUGUUGUAUUUCGCGACUUGAACACGCCCGUCCCCGUUGGUGAUCGUAUCAACUUGGCCUUUUCCUCAUCGGUUGUUUCCAAAGGUCGAGGCACGGGAAUCGCGUUUCUGACUGGUCUAAACACGGAAAUUGGACAAAUUGCUCAAUCUCUUAGAGGUAACAAUGGCAUUAUUCAAAAAGUGGAUCGUUCCAACGGGAAACCAACUUUCAAGGACUAUGCGCGUGCCUUUUUUGGCACUAUUUGGAACGUCGUUGGCAAUGUUCUUGGUGUUACAGUGGGCACCCCUUUGCAGAGGAGAUUGGCAUGGUUGGCGAUAUUGCUAUUCUGGGUCGCUGUCGUGUUUGCCAUUGUCGUGAUGGGUUCGCAAAAGAUGAAUGUCAACAGACAAGUGGCAAUUUACGCCAUCUGUGUUGCCUUGUCCAUGAUCCCAUCCUCCUUGAUUGUGGUGUUGACCAUUACAAUGGCCAUUGGUGCCCAAGUCAUGGUGUCCAAAAAUGUCAUUGUGCGGAAAUUGGACUCGUUGGAAGCACUCGGUGGUAUCAAUGACAUUUGCUCAGACAAGACAGGUACAUUGACCUUGGGCAAGAUGAUUGCUAAAAAAGUUUGGAUCCCGAGCGUUGGAACAUUGGUUGUUGAAAACACCAACGAGCCCUAUAACCCAACUGCCGGCGACGUUCGAUUUGCACCUUGUUCCCCCUUGUUUGUUAAGCAAACCGAUGAAGAAGUCGACUUUAAUCGUACUUGUCCUCAGCCGAUGCCGGAAGGAAUAAAGCAGUGGCUCAUAUCGGCCACGUUGGCCAACAUUGCCACCGUUAACCAAUCUACAGAUGAAGAAACGGGAGAGAUUGAAUGGAAUGCACACGGCGAUGCCACUGAGAUUGCCAUCCAGGUAUUCACAACUAGAUUAAACUAUGCAAGAGAAACCAUUGUUGGUGAACUUGAACACUUGGCUGAGUUUCCCUUUGACUCGUCAAUCAAGAGAAUGUCUGCAAUCUACAAGGAUAGAAAAACGGGUGUCCAGACUGUUUAUACCAAGGGUGCAGUUGAGCGAGUUUUGGGCUUGUGCAACACUUGGUAUGGCCAAGGCGAAGCAGACUCUAGAGAGUUGCAACCUUUAACCGCGGCAGACGUUGAAAUUAUUGAGGAAAACAUGGCCGCGUUGUCAUCUCAGGGUUUAAGAGUCUUGGCGUUUGCAACAAGAACCGUCGAUUCUGAUUCUGGUUCUGAAAUCGAGUCACGUGAAAAAGUCGAGUCGAAUUUGACGUUUUUGGGGUUGAUUGGUAUUUACGAUCCACCAAGACCCGAGUCUCGUGUUUCCGUGAAGAAAUGUCACCGAGCCGGUAUCAACGUGCACAUGCUUACGGGUGACCACCCGGGAACAGCACGCGCCAUAGCUCAGGAAGUGGGAAUCUUGCCCCACAAUUUGUACCACUACAGUCAAGACGUGGUUGACGUGAUGGUGAUGACAGCUAGUGAAUUCGAUGCGUUGUCGGAUGACGAGAUUGACAAUCUCCCAGUGUUACCCUUGGUGAUUGCCCGGUGUGCUCCUCAAACCAAAGUGCGCAUGAUUGAUGCCUUGCACAGAAGAAAGAAAUUCGUGGCCAUGACUGGUGAUGGUGUCAAUGACUCGCCCUCGUUGAAGAAAGCCGACGUUGGUAUCGCCAUGGGUCUCAAUGGAUCCGACGUUGCGAAAGACGCCUCCGACAUUGUCCUUACCGAUGACAACUUUGCCUCGAUCUUGAAUGCCAUUGAAGAAGGUAGGAGAAUGUCUUCCAACAUCCAGAAAUUCGUGUUGCAAUUGUUGGCUGAAAACGUGGCCCAGGCAAUUUACUUGAUGGUGGGUCUAGUAUUCAUGGACGAGCAAGGCUAUAGUGUCUUCCCCUUGUCACCAGUGGAAGUUCUUUGGAUCAUUGUCGUCACCUCGUGUUUCCCCGCCAUGGGCUUGGGCCAAGAAAAAGCUCAACACGACAUUUUGGAGCAACCGCCAAACAAGACCAUAUUCACUUGGGAAGUGAUGAUUGAUAUGUUUGCUUACGGGAUCUGGAUGGCGGCAUGUUGCCUCGCUUGCUUUGUCGUUAUCGUUUACGGUAAAGGCGAUGGAUACUUGGGAACCAACUGUAACUCCGAGUCCAACAACAGCGGCUGUGAUUUGGUUUUCCAAGGCCGUAGUGGUGCAUUUGCUGCUUUCACUUGGUGCGCUUUGCUCUUGGCUUGGGAGUGCAUCAAUUUGAAAUUAUCCUUUUUCAACAUGGCACCCGCUGACCCGGAAGACGAGGAGCAAAAGAACUGGUUUAUCAGAUUAGCUCAUACGUUAUGGGAGAACCAGUUCUUGUUCUGGUCGAUUAUCUUGGGUUUUGCAACCGUGUUCCCCGUGGUUUACAUCCCGGUGAUCAACAACAAGGUCUUCCUCCAUGGACCCAUUGGAUACGAAUGGGGCGUGGCAGUCGCGUUCACGGUGGCCUUUUUGAUUGGUGCCGAAGCUUGGAAAUGGUUCAAGAGGAUCUACUGGAGAAAAGUAGUUGUCAAGAACCCCGAAUAUGAAUUGGAGAGGAACGAUCCAUUUGAAAAGUAUGCCUCGUUCAGUAAAGCCAACACCAUGGAGGUUUGA